AUGGCGGCCAUGGCAGGAGGUCACUCUGCACCAAGAGCUCCAAGUGAAGAGGAGAAAGCCUUUUUGACAUCCCCACCGAUCCGAAAGUUGGUCGAAGGUGCUAUCAAGACGAAUGGAGGUUCCGACUUGACAAUUUCGGAAUUGGAUCCGGUUCUCAUGACCACCCAAGUCGUGGCUGGCACCAACUACAAAGUGAAAUACCAUAUUGGAGACGAAAAGUAUGUGCACGCCAAGAUAUUUGAGCCUCUGCCUUGCUAUGCGGACGAGCAAAAGCCAGAAGUGUCCCAUUUUGAAAUGAACAAGUCUAAAAAGGAUAAACUAUGA
Cylindrotheca closterium is the source of this 324-nucleotide messenger RNA. Lineage: Eukaryota; Bacillariophyta; Bacillariophyceae; Bacillariales; Bacillariaceae. The record is from the annotation of a GenBank genome assembly.